This is a messenger RNA of Thalassophryne amazonica, 3894 nucleotides long. It is a transcript of the gene l3mbtl1b, whose product is annotated as L3MBTL histone methyl-lysine binding protein 1b. Lineage: Eukaryota; Metazoa; Chordata; Actinopteri; Batrachoidiformes; Batrachoididae. Gene Ontology annotation, cellular component: nucleus. The coding region runs from base 349 to 2868 and encodes 839 amino acids. Gene Ontology annotation, biological process: regulation of DNA-templated transcription. The transcript has 22 exons. The record is from RefSeq and is a predicted model, not a curated record. Gene Ontology annotation, molecular function: protein binding; zinc ion binding.
AUUUGAAAUAGGACAUAAAUCAGCUGUUUGUGGACGUCCACACGGCUUACGCACUCACUGCCGUGCCUGCGCUCCACACGCACGUCUCUGCGCAAACACUUCUGUUAACGCACGAGCUGUAAUCUAUUCCACUGAGCUCCUUAAAAAAAAAACACUUCUGCCUGUUUUAUUUUUGUCUAAAGUCGUGUGCGCAGGCCGUUGUAUUGAACACCGAUUCGCGACACUGAACUUUUCCGAGACUCAAAGUUGUCAGGCAGCGCAUCUCGCACGCAUGCGCGUCCACCUAUAUCCAGCUCUAAAUAAGAGUUAAAAGAGAAACGAGGUGGUCAGAAUAUCAGAGACGUGGAAAUGACUGACACACCACCAUGUGAUGUUCCCCCCCAGGGGGCAGAGUUUGACAUGAUCGGUGCUUUGGACUGGAAAGAUGGCAUUGCCACGCUGCCAGGGAGUGACAUCAGGUUUCGUAUGACAGAGUUUGGGACUUUGGAAAUUGUCACAGACCUAGAGGUCAAAGGGCGGGAGGCAGAACCUACCUCUGCGAGUGUACCUACAGCACCUUCUCACAGUCCUACCCCUCCACCAGAGGGACCAUCAGUGGCUGGCACAACCAGAGCUCCAGUCAAUCCAGGUCAACCUGGGUCGUCUCAGGCUCCUGGUCCGGUGCUUCUGUCUUUAGAGGAGGGCCCCAGUAUGGAGGGACCAAGUGUGGAAGUUGGACCCAGUGUUGAGGUUGGCUCAAGUGUAGAAAUGAGCUCAAAUGGGGAGCUGGAAGUGUGUCGGGCCUGUGGUAUCCGUGUUCCUCGUGACACCCUGCUUCAUGGUAAAUUCUGUAGCUCCAUUUGUGCUCAGCCUUCUAGUGGCAGAUCAUCUCCAGGCGACAUGAGGGAAAGUCAGGUGGUUGAUGGUGAGAGGCUCGGUAAACGUGUGCGCAAAAAGAGGAAGAUCUAUUUGGAUUCUGGUGAUGAAGAAGAUGACAACCAGGAAGAACUAGAGGAAAAGGCCAAGGCUUCAAAAGGCAGGAGAGGUGCCAAAAUUGCCAAAUUAGUGACUGCUCCAGCGAGUAAGAAACAAACAUGGAGCUGGUCUGCUUAUCUAGAAGAGGAGAAAGCCAUUGCUGCCCCUGUUAAACUAUUUAAAGAGCACCAGUCUUUUCCUCAAAGCAGGAACGGGUUUAAGGUGGGAAUGAAGCUGGAGGGGUUGGACCCGUGUCACCCGUCUUUGUUUUGUGUACUCAGUGUUGCAGAGAUUCAGGGUUACAGGGUGAGGCUCCACUUUGAUGGCUACCCAGAGUGCUACGACUUCUGGGCCAAUGCUGACUCAUGGGAUUUAAAGCCAUCUGGCUGGUGUGAAAAGAACGGACACAAGUUGUUGUUGCCUAAAGGCUGUAAGGAAGGGGAGUUUAAUUGGAGCAUGUAUGUAAAGAAUUGCAGAGGUCAGCUGGCCCCCAAACACCUUUUUAAGAGCCUAAACACAUCUGUAACUCCAUCUGGAUUUCGAGCGGGUAUGAAGCUGGAGGCAGUUGACAGGAAGAACCCGUCCCUGAUCUGUGUAGCAACCAUUGCUGCUGUUGUUGACAACCGACUGCUCAUUCAUUUUGACAACUGGGAUGACACGUACGAUUACUGGUGUGACACUAGCUCUCCUUACAUCCAUCCCGUGGGUUACUGUGAAGAGACUAAGCUAACACUGACCACUCCAGCUGGUAAGACACAGACCAAGACACACGUGGAGUACAAGCAACCAAAGACUUUCUCAUGGGAGAAAUAUCUGGAAGAGACAGGGUCACAGUCCGCCCCUGCUCGGGCUUUCAAACCGCGACCUCCACAUGGCUUCCAUUUUGGAAUGAAAGUGGAAGCUGUUGAUAAAAGGAACCCGAUGCUCAUCAGGGUUGCAACUAUAGUGAACACAGAGGAUCACCGACUACAGAUUCAUUUUGAUGGCUGGAGUUCAGAGUACGACUACUGGGUGGAGACUGACUGCCCCGACCUCCACCCUGUUGGGUGGUGUCAGAAAACUGGACACGUACUACAACGACCUAACAGCUCUACUGAGUCACCAACUGCCCCAGGACAAGGAUGUCCAACCCCAGGAUGCAACGGGAUUGGUCACAUCAAAGGUCCUCGCUACGGGACACACUACACUCAGGUGAGCUGUCCUUACUCAGAGAUGAAUCUGAACAAGGAGGGCUUACCGGACCGUCUCAGUGGAGAACGACCUCUCACCCUCAGUGGACCUCAUCCUCGUGGGGGGCGACGCCCUGACUGCCAGACAAAUGCCACAACACAGAGUUCUUCUACACCAGAACAGCCAGAAGGAUCCAGUGAGACCCAGAACAGGAAACCUGUGCCAGUUGAAGCUGAGCGUAUGGGGCGCAACAGCCAGCUCGAGCCACCAAGUGGCGCCAAUGAGCAAAGCCAUAAUGGAAGCAGGCCUAAACGGACCGCUCCAGUUCCCAAGUACCUGAAAAUACACUAUGUGAAAGAAGAGAUCGGUGAAAGUAAAGCCUCUCCAGACAACAUCUCUCUGCAGCAGGCUCUGCACGAGUCUGUGUUCUCCCCAGGCGUCUCCGCCUCUCCCCCCAACAGGGUGGCUCUCUGCUGGGACAAACAUUGCCAGCUGCUGCCUGAGGUCUUGGGCCUGACUGCCAAGAGAGUGGCCACAUGGAGUGCUGAGGAGGUGGCCACUUUUGUUAAAGGACUCCCAGGAUGUAAAGAACAUGCUGCUACUUUUAAAACAGAGCAAAUAGAUGGCGAGGCCUUCCUGCUGCUCACUCAGACGGACAUAGUUAAAAUCCUGUCAAUCAAAUUAGGCCCGGCCCUGAAGAUCUACAACUCCAUUCUCAUGCUGAAGAACACAGACGAGGAAUAAGUCAUGACUUCUCGCCGCUUGCUGGACUCAGCUGAAACACUUCUUACAAUCAUACAGGACACGUUUCAUCUGCGCAAUGAGCAGACGAGGCCAGAAAAAACCGAAGUGAUAAAGCCAUCAUCUCCAAAACGUCCGUAUGUCCUCUCUGUAACGGACAGACCUGAGGAUGAGUUUUACCUGAUACCGCGAGGACUCCUUAACCUAUUUCAUGUUUGUUUCUUGAAUCAUAAUUAACUGCAAGCACCUUCAUGGCUUCUUGACUUUGUACAGUUUAUUAUUUGGAUUUAGUGUUACUAUUCUGUUGUGUUUCUCUUAUUUAAGUUGUAAAUGUUUUGGUGCUUCAGCUCAGAGAGCGUGACAAAUAGUCCUUUGUUGAUUUUACUUGAAGACAGUGUUUGUUUUUUGUUUUUUAUUUUUUUAAAGAAAAGCUGCAAAAUACAAUCCUGAGUCAGGUUCAUGAAAAUAUGAAACCCAGCGAGCUUAAGCUCUGUGUAGUCCUGCCCUCGCCAUCUAGAUGGCACUAAUGGGACAUUGUUCAUUUGGGAUUGAAGCUGAGGUUGAUCAGGAUGCAAGACUGUGUGUGUGAGUGAGAUCUCUUCCCCUCCAGCCUGUGGCACUUCCUGUCCACAGGGUGGUUUUGUGGCAAAGGGCUUCAUGUUUCAGUCCAACAACUUUUACGCUUCUCUGUAUAUUUGCUUUUGUUCCAAACGGCACAUGAAUGUUAACAACAGCGUUUACUUGUUUUGAUUGAAAGCCUGUCACUGAUUGGCUGUUCUAAUCUCUGGCAUUUUACAGUGUAACUAGUACACAGCUAGCCCCGCCCCCUUGUACUCCUUCCUGCUUUAUGCAAAUGUGUCUCCAGCGAAGGACAAUGAACUUUAAGCCUCACAGCAUUUAGAAAAUAACAAAUAAAAGCAAUGUUGGUGUCCCUGUAAAUCAAAGUGGAAUGUGUUUAUAUGCAAACAGCUUUUAUUUAUGUACUGUGAGGCGGUUGAUGAAUGUGUGAAAUAAAUGACAAGUGCACAG